UAAGAGUAGAGUGAAUGAUUCUGCAGUCAGUCGACUAGACUAUGAACAGUUAAUAGUAAUUAGUUAAUACUGGUUCUGACAUCAAGUGUAUCAGAAUUUGAUGCCUGAGGCAGAAAGGCAUCCUGCUCGUUCCGUGUCUUCCAGCUUUCUCUGAAUUCUUCUUCUCCGGCCAAAAACUCCUCCCAAACCUCUGUCUCUCGCGUCUUGUGAAUAGCCAAGAAAAAGAAAAGAAAAAAAAUAAUCAUCCUCAUCCACGAUCCUGGACGCCUCAUUCAUUUUCCUUCUUCCCUUUGCCCACCCUGACCUUGCCUCUCCCUUGGGCCUUCCUCUCCCUCCUCUGCUCGUUUCUCUGCCCUCUCGUCGCCCUGCUCACUCAGCCUUACCCACUUUCACCUGGGCCGGAACAGAUAUUUCUAUCGCUCGACUGCUGCGGCCCCUCUCGUCAUCCCUCUUUUCCGAGGUCACUACUGCCCCUACAACCCACCUUUUCGCUCUCCUCCCCACCCCAAGCACGCUGUCUCCGUUCCUAUCCUUCUCUCGCCUGGUCCAAGUCUUUGGCUUCCUUCUGCCAAACUGACUCGGACCCGGCUAUCUGGCUUCCUCGUCGAUGCCACGCCCAUCAUCCACCCCCAGGAAGAAUCACAACAAUCGGCACGAGAAUGGCCUCAACGGCGCCGGCAAGAAACUGAAUAAGCAGAAAUCGAACGGCCACCUGAAUGGGAACGCCUCCGCCAAGUCUGCCUCUUCUGCCUCCGCUUCCGGUUCCUCAUCUCAGUCCAACUUGUCGUACUGCGCCUCCCGCCUCUCGUCCGAUCCCGCUGGUGCGUCGUCCACGGUGACAAAGGUGAACGGACAAGCGAAUGAUGCCAGGCUGGAGGGCAACGCACGAGGGUAUGUCAACGGCUACGGCAAAGGAAAUGCGGACAUGCUGCUUGGGAACUCAAACGGGGCCGCGCCCCAAAAUGGCCUUCUGGCCGCCCACGCUUCUCGUCGCUCGGAAAAAUCGUCCAACGGCUCCAAGAAGUCGGGCUCGAAUGCCUCUGUCAACCCGCUGCAGCUAGCCUCCACCAUUCUCAGGUCUUGCCCCAUGUACGACACCAUCGCCAUCCUGAUCUUCCUCCUGCAGCUGCCGCCGAUGGUCCUUACCUGCGUCCAGUUUCUUUUCGCGUCCCUAACCUUCUUGCCCCCAUCCGGUGCUUCCUCGGGCUCGUUGACGUCCAAUUUCGACAUCUUCCAAGGCCCUGCCGGAACACCGUCGCUGAGCACCAUGAUCGCCAUGGAUGGCUUCUGUUUGUUCUUCUGGGGCCUUUUCAUGUGGACGUGGGCGCAGAAUUUCGCUUUGGAUCUAGCACACGUUCAAGUCGCCAUCACGCUGGGCGGAGGCGGUUCGGGGAAGAACAGCGGGGUCAAUACUCUUUGUGUCGGCAUCGUUCUCGUCCUACAUCUCGUUCGCAGUAAAGGCAUACAGGAUUUCGUUUUAAAUCAUCUUCUUUCCGCAAAAUUUGUUUCUCCAGAUUUGUUGUCUCAAUAUUCGCAUCUCAUCCCGGCCGAACUUCGAAGCACCGAACCGCAGACUUCUCCCAGUUGGAUAAGAAGCCUUCUUGCCGUUCACAUCUUGGCCCAGGCGGGAACCGCCAUAGCCAGACGAUCUAUGGCCAAGAACCGAUCACCCGCUCCGUCUCGAUCCGGGAAACGUGUAGAUACAGAGGCGUCUGCGGGUUCGCAGACGCAAAUCGAUUCCGCGUUCGAAUCUGCAGCUAGCGUCUCGUUCUAUGUAUGUAAUGAUGGGCAGGUGCUAGCGCCGUCGGUCAUGAAAGACGGCAGGGAUCGACUGACUUCGGCCAAGAGACGCCGCAGACAGGCAAAUCAAGUCCGGAGUCGCCAGCCUUUUUGGGCUGCACUCGCUAACAUGAAAAUUACUAUUAUGAGAGAGUACGAACAUUCCAAGGCUCUGUCUAAGACUGCGCGAGGUCUUCCCAUGACCGAAGACGAUCUCCAAGGGGUUACUUUGGACGAUGGUCUUGUUUGGAUCACCAACGUCGACGGCUCCUCCAUCAAGUUUGCCGCAGCCGAUUUUGGCACCGCAGAUGAUCCCACGGCUUCGGGGGCUUGUGGGGCUGGGCGUCUCGGGGGUGAGGAGAUGGCACCUUUCUACGUCUGUGUCAAUGGAGCCCUUUGGACGACGGUUACCAUGUGCAAAGUGCAGGAUGCGCCUAACGGGACCAAUGCUGUCCAGUGGCGGGGCGAGAUUUCUGGCCUUGCUCCGAAUUGUGCCUAUACCUGUUCCUUUUUACGGAGCGAUACUGAUGAUGAAAUCUGCGUCAUGAGCGUCAAGACUCCCGCGACGACUGACGCGGAACAAGUCGUAUCGUCGGUGUCGACUCCCCCGCAGCCCUCCUAUCGACCAUCAUCGCCCACCACGACGCUGAAAAAUUCCAUCGUCAAUGCAGAGGUCAAGCUGAAUGAGAAACGCUCUCGUCUGAAGAAGGCCAAGAAUGACCACAAGCUUGCCAUUUCCAAGAUCCGGAAAGAGCUGGACAAUUACAACCACCGCCUUCGUAGUGGCACCGACGAAAACAGACAGAGGCAGCGCUCGUUGCAGCUCGAGCGUACCAUUAAGCAGACUGAAGAGAUGACUGCCGAAUUGGAACGUCAACUGAACAACUUAGACACCGCCCCUGACGAGGAACUGGAGAAAUGGUCAACUGAGAAAGCCUAUUUCGAAAGCGAAUUGGAACGUCUCAACUCGGCUAAAGAGGAUCUUCUAGCCGCAAAGACUUCGGUUGCCCGUGAACUAUCCUCGUUGGAGUCGGAACUACAUUCCACGACGCAGAGACGGGAACGCCUCCAGAGUCGCAGAACACGACUUAACGAGCAGUAUGAGCGAAUCGUGUCUGCUAACGCACAGGGUCUUAACGAACGGGAGCGUCGUGCUGCGGAACAGUUUGCAAGAGAGCAGGAUCACGCCAAGCUUGAAGCGAGCUUCCAUGAGCAGUUUGCAAGCUUCAGCCAGUCUAUCCAAGAGUACCAGUUGCGGACCAAUCAACUCUGGCAGCAAGCGGCUGCUAUCGAACAGGCGAUUCAUCAGCAGCGGCAGCAGCAACAGCAGCAACUACUCAUGGAUACCGGCCCGCUUACCCCGGAAGGCGAUCUGCCUGGAACCAAUCCCCUUCCCGAGAGCACUGGCAUUCUUUCGACAGGACUGACAACAACCGCUCCCAGUGGUAGAUCUCUCCUCGGAUUGAGCUUCACUGCUCUCAAGUCUAGCCCACUUCAAUCCACUUCUUCCCCGGUUGGUGCCGGAUCUUCUCUCUCUGCCAGCCCAGCACAACAGCCGUCGUAUCUGCAGCAUCUCUCGUCGACCUCGUCGUAUUUCAGCCCGGAUUCUAUCCAUCGGGUUCGUUCCCUCUCUAACCGCUCUACGCGAAGUGGUCAGUUUCACUUGGAUGCCAUGGAUAUGAUCCGACUACCAUCAUUACAGGUUGAUUCGUCGGAGCCAGAUACGGAUAAAAGAGGCAGCACCGGUUCUGAUGGCAACAGUUCGUUUAAUAUGAGCUUCCGGCCUGUUUCCAGUCCGUUUCAGCGUACUGGAAGCCAUGGAAGUGGCAGUGGGAGUGGCAGUGGUAGCGGAAGCGGCAGCCCAUGUUCUCUCCGCGGCAAAGGGAGCUUGAAUUAAAGACUCAGAAGAUGUGUGACCUCUUCAGAAAAAUUGUAGUAUUUCGUGACCAGUCUCAAUUUGUCUCUGUUGUUUCCUCGGGUCAGUGCCUCUUAGCCCAGAUCGGGUUCCUGGUACAUUGCACCUAAGAGCAUGGGAAGAUGUGAAUUAGCAAGCUCAGUCAAUCCAAAAAAGAAGUUCAAUCUCUCUCGAACAGUCUUCUGGUUCAAACCCUAUUUCGUAAUAGCACUACAACAAGCUAUGGCGGUCAAAUUACAAAUCAUAAUGCACAAUGUAUGGGGGGAACUCAUAAGCUCAUAGGAACAUUUCUGGACGCAGGAAUAAAUGUCAAGGAAAAGGCCGCUGAUGGGGAGACAGUGAGCAAGAAGAGAAGAGAGAGAGAGAGAGAGAGAGA
Molecule: messenger RNA, 4070 nt
Organism: Monascus purpureus
Lineage: Eukaryota; Fungi; Ascomycota; Eurotiomycetes; Eurotiales; Aspergillaceae
Source: the annotation of a GenBank genome assembly